Owenia fusiformis is the source of this 1655-nucleotide messenger RNA. The record is from the annotation of a GenBank genome assembly. Lineage: Eukaryota; Metazoa; Annelida; Polychaeta; Sabellida; Oweniidae.
GUUUUACACGUUUGAUGCCAUUUGCGUUCUGACAUAAGCAACAGAGGACUUAGCUAGAGCUGUCGCACGGAUCAUCGCACGUAGAAAAAAGCCUUGAAACUCUGAAAUUAAUUAAGCGAUGACAAUCUAAUUUAUUUAGAUAUUAAGCCAUGACAGACGCCAAAGUGACACUCGGUUUAAUGUUCGUCAUGAUCUUGUCCAAAUCUACCAGAGGAAACGAGGUGAGAGAAUCUGUGACACCCAUGGUGACAUACGAAGACCCAGUCGGGAUUACUUUAUGGCAGGCUAAAGUAAUUAUGAUAUUACCCGAGACAAUAUCAAAUUGGAAAAUGGUGAUCUAUAUGACUGAAAGAAUCAGAGACAUAAGAAUUGUGAACUAUGCUGGUAAGGCAGGGGAAGUAUGUAACAGCACUGUAAAUGGGACUGCAGAUCACUUUGUUCUUGAGCCCUACAACAUUCACGUGGCCGCUCUAAACACUGGUAGUACAUUACAGUUGGAUUUUACCGUAGCUCUGGUGGGUACUCUUACACCCAGUGCAGAGGCAGUUCUAGUGCCUAAUCCGAUGUCUGCUAGUUUGUGCAAUAAUGUAUCUUUGACUGAAUCAACAGUUAGUGUUAUGUCGACAAAUUCAGUUAUAAUGUCAACUGCAAGUGCUGCUUCAUCAGCUAUAACUUUAUCAAAUACGAUAACUUCAGAAUUGUCAACAGUUAUACUAUCAACAUCAACUCUUUCAAUCCCAAUAACGUCACAACCUUCAACAGAUUCUGUUGUUAUAACAAGUACAAUCGUACCAAUGGGUACCUUAUCAAGUACACUUGCAACACAAACUCCAGAAACUGUACAAACCACGAGCACAAUAGAAUCAACGAAUACCCUUUCAACCACCGCACAAACCUCAACAACUGUACUAACUGGGAGCACAAUAGAACCGACGAGUACCGUAUCAAGUAACACCAACGCUUCAGCAACAGUACCGACUGCGAUAUUACCAACGAGUACACUAUCAGGUACAAUCAUUGUACAAACUUCAACUAUAGUACCGACUGUGAGCGCAAUAGUACAAACGAGUACACUAUCAGGUACAAUCAGUGUACAGACUUCAACAACAGUACCGACUGCGAGCGCAAUAGUACCAACGAGUACCCUAUCAGGUACAACCAUCGCACAAACUUCAACAACAGUACCGACUGCGAGCACAAUAGUACCAACAAGUACAUUAUCAAGAACAACUACCGCACAAUCUUUAGAAACUGUACCAACUGCAAGCAGAACAGUACCAAUGAGUUCCUUAAUCACCACAAACCCCUCAACAAUUGCAACGGUGCAAAGAUCUACGACACUUUCCCGAACAAGUAUACACUAUUUCAGCAGUACAACAAUUUCUUAUAAAUACAAACGUCCGAAACCUCGACAUUUCGCUCCUUCGGAAGCUAAAUUGGCAUAUCUGCUUGGUAGUAUGGCAACAUUACUCAUGGUGGCAGCACUUGUAUUCAUAGUUGUACUUGACUCAAGACGCCUUUUUCGGAACACUCGCUGGGGGUGCUAUAACUUAAGAUAUGGAAUACGACGUUUGCUCAAAUACGAAUUAGAUGAUAUAGAUAUAAAGUGGUACAAAAAAUUAUCGACACGAAGAAUAAAAAAGGAACUUCAUUAA